Molecule: messenger RNA, 7065 nt
Organism: Perca flavescens (yellow perch)
Lineage: Eukaryota; Metazoa; Chordata; Actinopteri; Perciformes; Percidae
Gene: vav3a
Product: vav 3 guanine nucleotide exchange factor a
Biological process (GO): cell migration; intracellular signal transduction; regulation of GTPase activity
Cellular component (GO): plasma membrane; cytoplasm
Molecular function (GO): protein binding; guanyl-nucleotide exchange factor activity
Source: RefSeq, a predicted model, not a curated record
UCUCAUCCAUAGCCUCAGUACACCGGACUGUCAUCCAUCAGCUCUCUGCCGUGGUCCAGUUCCGUUUCCCUCUAGUUUAACAGUUGGCGGAUAUAGCAUGGACACGAUCUAAGACGCAGCCUACUACCGAUCAGUCAGCAGUUUCACUUGCUAAAAAAGAACAAAUUCUCUUAAAGCUCGUCAGGCUGAAGUCAGAAUAAUGAUGGAGUAUUGGAGGCAGUGCUCGCUGUGGUUAAUAAACUGCAAGGUGCUUCCAGCUAACCACCGGGUUACAUGGGAAUCUGCACAGGUAUUUGAUUUGGCUCAAACUCUCCGGGAUGGAGUCCUCCUCUGCCACCUGCUCAACAACCUGAGACCCCAGUCCAUCAACUUAAAGGAAAUCAAUCUCCGGCCGCAAAUGUCACAGUUCCUGUGCCUGAAGAACAUCAGGACUUUCCUGGCAGCGUGCAGCGAGAUAUUCGGCAUGAAGAAAAGCGAGCUGUUCGAGGCCUUUGACCUUUUCGACGUCAGGGACUUUGGAAAGGUUAUGGACACACUCUCGAAACUUUCCCACACAGUGUUUGCCCAGCAAACUGGAGUCAGGCCCUUUCCAUCCGAGGAUAGUGUUGAACAUGACGAUAUCUACAACCACCUGGAGGACCUUAUAGAUGAGAACGGGGUGGAGGAUGAGGAGGAUCUAUAUGACUGCGUGUAUGAUGAUGAAGAUGGAGGAGAGAUCUAUGAGGACCUGAUGAAGACAGAAGCUAUCCCGCCUCCAGCGUUCCAGAAGCAAGCAGAGACUGACAUCAGGAGUUGCUGUUUGACAGAGAUCAAGCAGACAGAGGAGAAAUACACUGAGACCCUGGAGUCUAUAGAGAAGCACUUUAUGAUGCCCCUCACCAUGUUUCUAUCCAUGGCCGAGAUGGAAAAGGUGUUUGUAAAUAUCCCGGACCUGGUUAAAGUUCACAAAUGUUUACUGCUGGAAAUCCAAAACUCAGUCCAGCACAGAAGUGCCCAGAACGUUUACCAGAUCUUUAUCACUUUCAAAGAGAGAUUGUUGAUCUAUGGGAAAUACUGCAGCCAUGUGGAAACAGCCAUCGCCAGUCUGGAUGAAAUCUGCAAAGACAGAGAGGACAUACGCAUGAAGCUAGAGGAGUGUUCAAAGAGAGCCAACCACGGCAAGUUCACACUGAGGGAUCUACUAGUGGUUCCUAUGCAGCGAGUCUUAAAGUAUCACCUCCUCUUGCAGGAGCUGGUGAAACACACUCAAGAUGCCACAGAGAAGAGUAAUCUGCGGACGGCAUUGGAUGCCAUGAAGGACUUGGCUCAGUACGUCAACGAAGUCAAGCGAGACAAUGAGACGUUGCGAGAAAUAGAUCAGUAUCAGAAAUCCAUUGAAAACCUGAAUCAGCCUCUGAGUAACUACGGGAGACCCAAAGGUGACGGGGAGGUACGGGUGGCCUCGGUGGACAAACGAGCUAAACAGGACAGGCACAUCUUCCUGUUCGACGCCGCGGUGAGUUGUAAGCGGCGAGGAGACAACUAUGAGAUGAAGGAAGUGAUCGACCUGCACCUCUUCAAGAUCACCAACAACCCAACAUCGGACAAGGAGAACCGGAAGUGGUCCUAUGGAUUCUACCUCACUCAUAACCAGGGCCAGAGCGGCUUUGAGUUCUUCUUCAAGACCAAAGAGCUGAAAAAGAAGUGGCUGGAUCAGUUUGGCAUGGCCAUAUCCAACAUUCGUCCUGAGAACGCCACUAACAACUCCCAUGAGUUUAAUAUGCACACCUUCGAAAGGAUCACAUCCUGCAACUCUUGCCACAUGCUGCUGAGGGGUAUCUUUAACCAGGGCUACCUGUGCUCCAAGUGUGGUUUAGGCGCCCAUAAAGAAUGCCUGGGCCGCUUUGGCAGCUGUGGAAAAACAGAUCCCGGCUCCGUCAGAAGUCAGGGUAAAGAUAAAGAUCCAGGUCUGCCCAAGAUGCUGGUAAUCAGGAGCUACUUUGGUGUGCCUAGCCCUGCGUCUGGUCCAGCACUGAGCAUCCAGACAGGCGACAUCAUUGAAUUAAUCUGUGCCGACCUGCACAGCCCCUGGUGGCAGGGCAAAAUCCUGACGACGAAAGAGGUUGGCUUCUUUCCAAGCAACGCUGUGAAGCCUUGCCCAUGUGUCCCGAAGCCCGUCGAUUACUCCUCUCAAGCAUGGUUUGCGGGGCCCAUGGAGAGGCUCCAGGCAGAGGCAGAACUCGUCAACCGAGUCAACAGCACCUACCUGGUCCGCCACCGCAGCAGAGAGUACACCGAGUACGCCAUCAGUAUUAAGUACAACAACGACGUGAAGCACAUAAAGAUCCUGACCAAGGAGGACUGCUUUUACAUCGCAGAGAACAAGAAGUUCAGGAGCAUAUUUGAGCUGAUUGAGUACUACAAGCACCACUCCUUAAGAGAAGGUUUUAGGAGUCUGGACACCACAUUGAAGUUUCCUUACCAGGAACCGGAGAACGCUGCAAUGCACCGCCUCAACCGGUCGGGUGGCAACAUGUUUACACCGAAAGUGAUUGGUGUGGCGAUAGCGCGGUACGACUUCAGCUCGCGUGACACCCGGGAGCUCUCGCUGCAGGAGGGUGACGUGGUGAAGAUCUACACAAAGUCAGGAGCCAACGGCUGGUGGAGGGGCGAGGCCAAUGGCAGGGUCGGCUGGUUCCCAUCCACAUACGUAGAGGAGGGUGAGGAGUGAAAGGUCCAACAUGGGAACAAGAGUACGAUAAAGAAAGAACUGCAGCAGUGGAGUAAGCAAACUGUGAACAUUAACAGUAACAAACAGACUGAGCUUCUGCACCGCUGCUUGCCCCAGUGUUACUUUUCGGAGCAGAGCGGGCGGCUUCGCUCUCCUCGAUGGAGUCCUGCUGCCGACACCCACCCAGAGGCCUUUGGGAGAGUAAAGGGCUACAGAACACUGGAGAUGCCCUAUCAUUACUGGUUGACUCUGUGUGGCUAAGUGACUCCACCAACUAGCAGCUUGCCUGUCAGCGGGGCACAAGCCUUCGCCAGACACUCCUCCCUCCCUCCUCCCUCCCCCCUCCCUAACUUCAUCCCUCCAUCCAUAAUUCACCCUGUGCUCCCCUCCUCUCUCUGCACCGGCCGGCCCAUAACUCCCACCUGUUUCUGCUUGCCAAGUCGGCCGUCGCCAGUCUGUCAAAAGUAGAUACUCAAAAGCUGCUCCGCCAUUCAUGCACUCAUCCAUCCAUCCAUCCAUCCAUCCAUCCAUCCAUCCAUCCUCCCUCCCACCCCCGUGUGGGAAUAGAUUCAUCUGAGCCGGAAAAGACCCACACUCUAUUCUGUUUUUUUCUUCUUCUUAUCACCUUCUCUCUCUGAAGGGAUUUCAGUUAGUUUUGACCUUGCCUGUGUGUUUCUUCCACUAAUGCAGUUGGUUAUUGAUGACCCAGAUUCACACACACACACGCACGCGCACACACACACACACACACACACACCUCUCCUCCCCUUCAGAUUAUGAUCGCCUCACACGCUCUUACAGGAGAUGUAAGAGAGGGAUAGGAUCGCUGCGCAGUGCCAGCAAUUGAUCGCCGUUGUUCCUAUUUUCCUCCCACCUCCUACAUUCUUUAUCUGCAGCCCAGCCUCUCAUGUCUUUAGUUGUCUUGGCAGUUAGUGAUCCUCUGCUCUUAUCGGUGGCAGCCCUGUCAACAGGAGCCCAUUCGCCGAGGGUUUAUCUUAUUGGAGGCAUUAGUGGCUCGUCGGGGAACAAGCCACACUAAGCCAGCUGUCCCCUUAACAUGAAAAAGAAAAGCAGAUGAAACACAAACGCAGCCCAACAUUGUUCUUCUUUUUGUCCUCAAAUUUUACACACUUCACACUUUAUUUGCUUUGUUCAGCAUGUCUCAAUUCUUUUGUCAGUUCCAUCAUCUACAAAUAUAAUGGAUACGAUGCAGUUUGAUUGAUUGCAUUCUUGCAAAAGGAUCAAUACUACACUGAUAGUCUACGGAGGGUUAUCUACCCAGAUUUGUACUUCUGCAACAUUUUUACCAGAUUGUGCAUCAAAAUGCUUUAACAUUGUCUUCCUAAGUGUUAGUGGAGACUGGGUCUUCUAUGAUGACUGCUAUUUUAGAGGGGGUUUUUCACUCAAGAAUACAAUUUGUGCAGGAACAGCUGCAAUUUAUGGGGAUUUAUUUUGGCAAGAAAAACAUCAAAUUUAAAAAGAUCUUAAUGUAUUGACUCUUCAAUCCAAAAGAGCUGAUAUCAUCUCUCAGAAACCUUUUGCCACUGCUUAUAUCUUCAUGCUAAGUGUCCUCCCUCUCACCAUCUCUCCUUUUCUGUGUUCCACCCUCACCUCCUGUAUACAUUAUGCACACGGUCUCCUUAAUCCACAGUGAAACAGGAUUUUCCCACAUUUGAGGGAAUAAAUACCUUUAUAGCAAAACAUGCUGCACAUGUGAUGUUAACACACACACCAAUAUGUAGUCAAAGACUACAAGAGUAAUAAGGCUGUGUACAGAGAAUCCAAAUAGUGACUUAUGUCUCAAGGUGAGAGCUGUUUGCUUUGUGCAGCGAUGUUUUAAUCUCAGCCAUGAUGUUGAUUCUUUCUUUAAUAGAUAGAGAAACAAACUAAAAACCAUACUUCUGUGUUUAAAAUAUAUGUACAUAUUGAAAUGUUUUAUUUAAUUCAUGGUUGGUUAUUUCUCUUCACACAAUGGACAAAAGGCAGAAGCAAAUUCUAAACCAUUCCUUUAAUUUCUUCUUUAAAGCUGUGCUUUGGCUAUAUUUAUUAUGUUCCCUCUCACUGCCUUAAAUACAGAUUUUCACACACUCCUACACAUGGCAUUUUAAAAAUCAUCCAUCUCUUGUCUGUUAAGGGAAACUAAUAAUACAAUGUACAUAAAAUACAAUAUUGGGGUAGUUUAUGAAGAGGCAGCAGUCUCUCGUUGACAGCUUUAGUGAAAACAUGUUUCAGACAUAGAAGUCAAAACUUUCACAGCUAAUAGGGAAGUUUAACCACUUGAUGAGAUCAAGGAAGCCGUCAUGUGGCUAACUAUGGACCCUGCCUCUGCUAACAGCCCUCAGGGCUUCCAAUGAAAGCUAUCAUCCUCCCCAGUCAUGUCCUCAUUGUGUCCAUGCCAUUGGCUAUUGUGUCAGAAAUGUGUUUUGUGAAUCUAACUAAGACUUUAUUGUAAAGAUAUGCUUUUGUCUGCUCUUAAUGGAGCCAUUAUGAUUGGAAAUCCUAAAUAGCCGCCUGCCAGCCCUGCCACUCCACGCCAUUAUCAUAUGUGUGACAAAAGAUUUUUGUUCUGAGUCACAUUGUUUAACACUGGACUGAAGAAAUGUGUCACAAAGGGGUCAUUUUAGCAUAUUUCUGCAUCGUGACGUCCCUCUUUUUUCCACAUUGUGUAUUAUCAACAGAAUCUUUGAGUGACCACUAGAUGGAAGCAUCCCAAACACAUCCGUUCCUCUCCAAACCAGUCACCUUCAACUCAAGUUUGGAGAUUACAUCAUCUGAUGAGGAGUUAGGGAUGCAUUUAGCAUCGGCCUCAGACUUGUUGCUGUGAGUGAGAGGGAACGAAGACGCCCGAUAGACUAAAGCAAAGUAUCAAAACACAAAGAGUCAUGAUUAAUAAUGCAGGCAGACCAAAAACAUGCAGUUUCUUCACAGUUUUUUUUUUUUUUUUUUUUUUUUUAUUGUUCCUGAUAUUCCAGGAACUUCUCUUCCCCUUCUGCUUCCUGAAAUGUCUGCAGUAUCUGAGCAGUCACACAUUACAUUUAGAACAUAUUUAGGAAAUCUGUGGCGAGGCAGCGGCACAAAUGAGAUUCAGCACAAGCGCCUCUCUCCCGUCUCGGGAGAACUGGAGAGGCAGGAGAGGCAGACUAGGCUUCUCUAAUCGCAGACUCCAGUAAUCUACUCCCGUACUCCUCCUCCGCCCAGAUGAACUCUGACAGCGGGGCCAUUUACAACUGCAGGCCUUCUUCUGCAGCGAGUGCGCUUCCAGAUUUUUUUUUUUUUUUUUUUUGUGUGUGCAGGAGGGACGGGAGGAAAGGCUCAAGGGUAUCUGUGAUCUAAUCAUUACACCAUCUCCUCACCCCGGCGACCCCGCUGCAUCCAUCUCUCUGUCGGCUCCUCUCUCUCUUGCUCUGUCUCACCUUGUCACUUCCCUUCUCUCUCUCUCUGUCUCUCUCUCUCUCUCUCUCCAACUCUCUUUCCCCAUCUAUCUUUCAUCCAAUCUCGGUCUUCUCGGUUUCUCUCUGUAUUCUGUCCCUCACCCAGAUGCUCUGUAGGAUGUAACUGCCACUGCUGUAUGUUGGCGGGAGGAGAAUAGAAGAUAUUAUCAGGAGAGGAGGGAGAGAGGUGGUCUCAUUCUCUAUAUACAACCACAGCAAAACAAAACGAGGACUAGUUUAAUUUUACCACAAAAAUUCAUAGACUUAAGAGAAAUGAUGCCAAUUAUAGACUGAAUUAGAAUCUGCUCUCAGCACUGUUAUCUCCUCAUAUAUAGUGUGUGUGUGUGUGUGUGUGUGUGUGUGUGUGUGUGUGUGUGUGUGUGUGUGUGUGUGUGUGCAGAUUCUGUCCAUAUGCAGAGGCACGCACCGUGUACGUGUGCAGAAACAUUUUGACAGGAUUUAGGGCCGGGCAAGUCUUAGCCCAGCAGGGGUUUUAGGAUACAAUCUUCUUAACCAACCUGAGAGGACAAGUAGUAAUCUGAACCGAAACAUAAUACAAACCAUACAUGAAAAAAAAUAUGUCAUAGAAUAUUUCUUUCUCCCUGGGCUGAAAAUCCAUCCUUAAUCGAUUGACAAUUCAUCCACCCGUCUGUUAUAUGGCUAGCAGCACUCACUGUUGACCCAAGUUUGCGUUCACUGUGUUCUCGCUCCAUGUCCAUGUUCUGUUAGGCCUGUGAAGCCAAAGAUGUAUGCUGUACGUACUGUACACUCCAUGUUGUGUUUCUGAACCACGGUACCUGACCGCUGUGGCCUAACUCUAAAACCGUGCAAUCUUGACUGUGUAGCAUUACCGUGUACUGUUGCUGUACCAUACUGUAAAAUAUGUACAUAGCACAUAAUAAAGAUAUACAUUGCUUCUUUUAA